ACUAACGUUAUUACAAAUGUGGACGAGGAUAAAAGCAAAAAAAAAUUUCUCAUGACUUCUACGAAAAGUACACACCCACUUUAUUUUCACGAAGUGUUCCGCGAAAUAAACGCAACUACGCUGCAAUGACGUGACUUCCUCCCGGAAGAACAACUCUCUCCAAGGGCAGUCAAGUGGACGGCGUUUCUUAUUUUUAUGACGGGACGUGACGUCGGGCCCCGCCUCUUCAAACCAUUGGCUACCACUGAGUCAGGUUACCGGCGAUUGAUAACAUGUUGGUUUAAUUGACGUACUGGGACUGCUGAGGGGAUCGUGGAUCUCGCUGUAUGUAAGCCAUGGAAGAAGCAAGCGUCUCUCCCCUGAAGCACUUUGUGCUAGCCAAGAAGGCCAUUACUUCUAUCUUUGACCAGUUGGUGGAAUAUGUCAGUGAAGGAGUAACCUUUGUAGAAGCAACAUUUCAGAAUCCAGAGCUAAACAAUGUAAGUACAGAGGAUGAUCUAAAGAAGAUUCAGGCAUCUAAGACCAAACUAGCUGGCAUUGGGGAGGUUCUCGCACGCAGGAAUAUGAAAGUGGCAUUUUUUGGCAGAACAAGUAGUGGCAAGAGCACAGUGAUAAAUUCUAUGCUGUGGGAUAAAGUGCUGCCUAGUGGCAUUGGACACACUACCAACUGCUUCCUUAGUGUUGAGGGCACAGAUGGGGACAAAGCAUACCUGAUGACCGAGAGUUCAGAGGAGAAGAAAAGUGUAAAGACUGUUAAUCAGCUUGCACAUGCACUGCAUAUGGACAAAGACUUGGGAGCUGGCUGUCUUGUUCAUGUGUUCUGGCCAAAAGCAAAAUGUGCUCUCCUUCGAGAUGACUUGGUCCUUGUAGACAGUCCAGGAACAGAUGUGACAACAGAGCUGGACAGCUGGAUUGAUAAAUUUUGCUUGGACGCAGAUGUCUUUGUUCUGGUGGCAAAUUCAGAAUCUACUCUCAUGAACACGGAGAAACAUUUUUUCCAUAAAGUCAACGAGAAACUUUCCAAGCCUAAUAUAUUCAUUCUUAACAAUCGCUGGGAUGCCUCUGCAUCUGAACCAGAGUAUAUGGAAGAUGUACGUAAACAACACACGGAACGUUGCCAGUCUUUUCUCGUGGAUGAACUGAAAGUGGUGGAUUCCUCAGAGGCACAGAAGCGCAUCUUUUUUGUUUCAGCCAGGGAAGUCCUGAAUGCCAGAAUGUACAAGGCACAAGGGAUGCCAGAGGCCGGUGCUGCGCUUGCUGAGGGAUUUCACACCAGAUUCUUGGAAUUUCAGAAAUUUGAAAAACUGUUUGAGGAAUGUAUCUCGCAGUCAGCAGUGAAAACAAAGUUUGAGCAGCACACUAUCACAGCUAAACAAAUUACUGACACCGUGAAAGCUAUUAUGGAUGCUAUAAACAUCAAGGCAGCAGACAAAAGGGUUCGCUGUAUGGUAGAAAGAGAGAAUCAGAAUGACAGGCUUGAGUAUGUGCAGACACAAUUGCUGAUCCUAACAGAAGAAAUUGAGAGAAGAAUUCUGCAUAUCACAAAGGAAGUCAAUGAACAGGUCUCCAAUGCCAUGACAGAUGAGAUACACCAUCUUUCUCUUCUGGUUGACAAGUUUGAUGGCGAGUUCCACCCAUCUUUAUCCGUUUUGAAGCUUUACAAGAAUGAACUGAAUACGCACAUAGAAAAUGGCAUGGGAAGAAAACUGGCCAAUCGCUGUUCUGAUGCAGUGAACUCAUCCAUCCAGAGAGCACAAGAAGACAUCAUAGAGAAGCUGCUGCCUUUGCUGCCGCCUUCUGUCCAAGAUCAGACCGUUGUGUCUCUCCCGUGUAAAACGUUCGACCUCAGCUACAACAUCAACUGUGAAAAUCUCUGCUGUGAUUUCCAAGAAGACAUUGAGUUUCGCUUUUCUUUUGGUUUAAUGGCACUUGCUAAUCGCUUCCUUGGCUGUAAAAACAGUCACCUUUUAAUGGGCUUUGCAAAACCAAUCUUUCAGAUUCCCCAGCCUGUAACUACCCCUUCAGCAACCGUGAACCCAGUUUUACCCCCUCAGCCUGCAACUCCAGAGGAACUCAUGCUUUCUGUCGUCUCAGGACUGGCAUCUCUAACAUCAAGGGGUUCAAUGGGUGUCCUCAUAGUUGGUGGAGUUGUCUGGAGGACUGUGGGGUGGAGGUUAAUCACUGGAAUGUUGUUGACCUAUGGCAGUUUAUACGUUUAUGAACGUCUGACAUGGACAACAAGAGCCAAAGAGAGAACGUUCAAAAGGCAGUUUGUGAAUUACGCGGCUCAGAAACUCAAGAUGAUCGUCAGCUUCACCAGUGCCAACUGCAGUCAGCAGGUUAAUAAGGAGCUGGACAACACUUUUAAACGAUUACAUCAACAAGUAGAAGUGACGGUGAGAGACCUAACAGAAUCAAUAGACAAACUGUCUGAAGAAAUCCAUCAGCUGGAGCAAAUUCAGAGUAACUCCAAAGUACUCAGAAACCGAGCAUCACGGAUUGAAGGGGAAUUGAGAAGUUUCUCUAAGAGCUUUCUACCUCACAAUAUUUAGUGCCGGCAGAUCCUUGUAGUGAAGAUGGAAACCACUGAACAUAACCUGCCUUCUGCAAGGAGUGGAUACUGUACAGACUUGCACACUCGGCUCUCAUUCAUGGAAAAGAGGAAUAUAUAUAUAUAUUUAUAUUUUGGCAAAUAAAAAAAUGUAUUUUUGUGUAUGGGCAACAGAGAAACCGUGCUGUUUAAGCAAAUAUGCCAUUUUAUAGGCAAAAGUGAAAUCUUUAUAAAAGUAAAGUAUUUGGAUUAUUAUUAUCUGUGCCACUGCCUGUGAAGCUGGCGUUCUCUUAUGAAUUGUGUGCCAUCUUCUGACAUUGCCAGGGGCUGCUAUUUUCUACAUGGACUCUGGUAACAUACGUUAUAAUGUUCAACUACAGAUCUCUUCCUUGUUGCCUGGUCUUUGAUUCUUGCACUUCUAGUUCGGCAAGAGACAGCUACAGGUUGGCCAUUAUUAUUAUUAUUAUUAUUAUAGGGGCCCCAACACUGCACUUGGUUUUGUAGCCAUUUGUGUAACAGGACUAAAGGUGGCCAUACACGGGCAGAUUAAAGCUGCUGAUAUUGGUCCUUUAGACAGAUUCGGCAGCUUAUUUGCCCAUGUGUGGAGGCUCCCGACGUGUCCUCUCGAUUGAUAUCAGGCCAAAAAAUUGGGCAGAUAUUGAUCGGUCCAGUUUUUUGUACAAUCCAGGACCACAUCGGCUAGUCGGUGAGGUCCUGUGACCCGUCGGAGCCCAUUCGUAGUCCUGCCCCAGGGCCGAACAUUUGGAUCCAUCCGAUAUCGCCCAGCUGUUAGUGGUCAUAUCAGGUUAAGAUCCGCUCGUUUGGCGACCUUGCCAAACGAGCGGAUCUUAUAGUGUAUGGUCACCUUAAAUUUUCAUUACACUACACUCAAAUGUGUACCAGAUAUCUAACAUUAACCCACCCCACUAGUAAGGAGAAUAGAUACCGUGUUUAAAUGGCUACUGUAUUCUAUUUAUCACUGAAUUGUUUGGCUUUCUUGCAGCUGAGAGCUUCUAGCGGAUAGUCCUGUCUAUAGAACAAGCUGCAGUCUUCUUGGCUCAUCAAUUAGUGGGAAAAUACAGUCCGGUCCAUUGGGCAUUCCUGAAGGUUGUGGGAGGUGUGGAGCAACUAUAGGGGGCCAGGCAAAGCCUUCAUCCACCUCCCCUUUCAGGAUGGAGUUGCAUUACAAUGACUAGGGCAGCCUGUGAGCCACAUUCAAAUGUAGAAAGAGUUGGGGAGCAGCUCAAGCAUGAAAAUGUUCCUAGGGGUGUGUCUAGGAACUAAGUUCUGUGAUUGGCUAUUAUGGUAGCUCAUAUGUGGACUGCAAGUCUAUAGGAGGAUCUAUUUGACAUUACACCGCUAGUUUGUGGCCACUGGAAGGAACAUGCUGCUCAUAAGCCAAUGGUUGGGGAUCACUAAUCUAAAGGGCGGGGAAAUGGCAAACAAACUGAUGGGCUUUUAUUGGCUUUUUUUCUGCCAUUGGCACACAUUAUAUCACCGAUACCUCACCAAGCAACCUCUCCUGUGGUACAAUGAAGGGCACAAAGAGCUGAAUCUGUCUGUUUAGCAAAAUAUAUGAUUCAGUAUUUAUUAGUGGCUGUCCAACAGGAAUGAAGGAUCGGUGGGGAAUAUAUAUAGUUCAGCAGGUUGCAGAGAAGUUAUGUGUGAUAUUAGUUGCAGUCAGUGUUUCUACAAAGUCCUCUUUCCUGGGCAACAGACUGCACAGAACCCAUUAUACUCUUAAAGCUUUCUGUAUGGUGAGGAGUUCUCUCCUGCAUAUUUAAUAAGCAGACUCUGCAUGGACACCUGAAUGAUGACUGGCAUGUAAGACUGAGCUUAUUAUUUAUAUGGCACUGACUUAUUCCAUCAGUUCUUACAUAAAUUGUUCCUAUUUGUAAUAAUGAAUUGAGCACGCUUGGAAAUGGUUAAUAAAGCUCAUUUUCUAUA
Xenopus laevis (African clawed frog) is the source of this 4498-nucleotide messenger RNA. RefSeq names its product mitofusin 1 L homeolog (gene mfn1.L). The transcript is spliced from 18 exons. Gene Ontology annotation, biological process: mitochondrial fusion; mitochondrion organization; mitochondrion localization. The record is from RefSeq and is a predicted model, not a curated record. Lineage: Eukaryota; Metazoa; Chordata; Amphibia; Anura; Pipidae. Gene Ontology annotation, cellular component: membrane; mitochondrial outer membrane. Gene Ontology annotation, molecular function: GTPase activity; GTP binding. The coding region runs from base 336 to 2552 and encodes 738 amino acids.